This is a messenger RNA of Closterium sp. NIES-65, 5397 nucleotides long. Lineage: Eukaryota; Viridiplantae; Streptophyta; Zygnematophyceae; Desmidiales; Closteriaceae. The record is from the annotation of a GenBank genome assembly.
AUGGCCACCCCUAGUGUCCUGGCUUUUGACGCUGAGGGUCGCGCCAUUGACUUUGAGGUCUGGGUCGACGACCUGCAGCUGUACUUGCAGUGCGAUUUGGUAGAUGACAUUUCUCUCUUUGACUUUGCCUCUGGCGCUGUCCUUGCCCCUGCUGCAGAUGCUGACCCCACUGUUCGCUCCAAGUGGGCCACACGCGAUGCUGCUGCACGUCUUGCUGUGCGUCGCCACCUCCCUACCUCUGAGCGUGCACACUUUAGUCAGUACAAGAGUGCUCAGACCUUGUACGACGCUGUAGUUGCGCGCUACUCCUCCCCUUCCUCUGCUGCACUAAGCCGCCUCAUGCUACCGUACCUCUUCCCUGACCUUGCUGCCUUUCCCACAGUCGCUGACCUCUUUACCCACCUCCGCGCUAGUGACACUCGCUACCGAGCUGCGCUUCCUGCUGACUUCUGCGCCACAAACCCCCCUCCCAUGUACAUCACCCUCUACUUUCUAGUCACCCGUCUCCCUGAGUCCCUUCGUGUAGUUAGGGACCAGUUUCUCUCGGUCUGUCCCACCACCCUCACUGUCGACCUCCUCGAGAAGUCCCUGCUAGCGGCCGAGAAGAGCAUAGUCGCUGUAGGGGCCUCUCGUGGUGACCCUCGCACCCCCAUCUUUGAGGGGUGUUCUCCUUCCCUCCUGUUACCCUCUGUCGCCUCUGCUACUGCGGCCGACCUCGUUGGUCUAGAGUCGGUCGGUGCGGCGUCUGCCCCCAGCGGUAGGCGCCGCUCUGGCAAGGGCAAGGGGGGCAAGGGAGCGGGUGGAGCUAGCGGGGGCGGUGGCGGAGGAAGAGGGGGUGGCGGUGGAGGUGGUGGCGGGGGUGGAGGUACUAGUGGCGGCAGUGGAGGCGGAGGUGGCGGCGGAGGUGGCGGCGGAGGUGGCGGUGGGAGCGGCGGAGGCGGGGGUGGCGUUGGAGGCGGGGGCGGGGGUGGCGGUGGUGGAGGUGGUCGGAGUGGCUCGUCCCAGCGGAGCAGCACUGGGGGUGGUCAGCGCCAGCAGCAGCAGCAGCAGCAGCGCUCUCGCGACGUCCCCGCCCCUCUGCAGCUCUGUGAGUGGUACUCACAGCGUCAGCGUGGUGGGGCGUUUGGUCCCUGCACCUACGUCCUUCGCACCGGCGACCGCGCGGCUAUCUUUGAUCUUGACUUUGAUGCUAUCCUUGCUGCCAUGUAUGUUGUGACUGUUAAUGAUGAGGGUGACUGUUAUCGGUGUUUCCCGCCCGACCCGGGCAUUGGUACUACUGCUCUAGGUACUAGUGAGUCUGCGCUCUCAGGUACUGCGUCAGCUUCGGCCUCCCACACCUUCAACCUUGACUCUGGGGCGUCUCGCUCCUUCUUUCGGGACCGCACCACACUCACGCCGCUUAGUCGGCCGGUUGCAGUGUCUUUGGCUGACCCCUCAGGGGGUCCUGUCCUGUCUCGCUUCUCCACAGUCCUCCCGUGUCCGGCGGCCCCCUCUGGCACCCUGUCUGGUCUCUACCUCCCCUCGUUCUCUACGAACUUGGUGAGUGGUGCUGACCUCCAGGAUGCGGGUGUCCACCAGUUCACUCCUGCUCGUCAGCGGGUGACGCACUGCACAGAGGCUAGCACAGGUCGCCACCUAGCUACGUUUACACGUCAGCCAGGGUCGAGCCUGUACACACUGACCACUGCUUCUCCUCCAGGUGCUGCGUCUGGUAGGGUCCCUUCUUCUGGUCAGCACCACCGCCUUGGCCACCCCUCUCUGCCUCGUCUCAGAGGCAUGGCCUCCCGUCUUCUUGUGUCUGGUCUCCCCCGGUCCCUCCCUCCCCUUCCUCAAGGCCCUGGCCCUGCCUGUGUCCCCUGUGUCGAGGGGCGCCAGCGUGCUGCCCCUCACUCCUCCCAGUUUCCUCCGACAGAGGCCCCGUUGCAGACGCUUCACAUGGACGUGUGGGGCCCUGCCCGCGUCCGUGGACAGGGUCAGGAGCGCUACUUCCUGCUCGUUGUUGACGACUACUCGCGUUACACCACAGUCUUCCCCUUGCGCAGCAAGGGUGAUGUCACUGCGGUGCUGAUCGACUGGAUCCGCGCAGCUCGUCUCCAGCUCAGGCAGAGCUUUGGCUCGGACCUUCCUGUUUUGCGUCUGCACUCGGACAGAGGCGGAGAGUUCUCCUCUGGCCUUCUGCGUGCCUACUGUCGUGCGCGAGGCAUCCGUCAGACCUUCACGCUUCCGCACUCACCGCAGCAAAAUGGGAUUGCAGAGCGCCGCAUUGGCAUGGUCAUGGACGUCGCUCGUACGUCUAUGAUGCAUGCGGCAGCCCCCCAAAUUCUGUGGCCGUUUGCGGUCAGGUACGCGGCGCAUCAGAUCAACCUCCACCCCAGGGUCUCCACGCCGGAGACCUCCCCAGGCCUGCUGUGGACGGGGAAGGUUGGCGAUGCGUCGGCGUUCCGGGUCUGGGGAUCUUGGGCGUUUGUCCGCGACUUGUCUGCGGACAAGCUGUCCCCUCGCGGUGCUCCCUGCGUCUUCCUGGGGUUCCCCCCCGACGCCCCUGGGUGGCAAUUCUACCACCCCACCUUUCGCCGUCCCCCCCCGAUAGACCCCCUCCCCCCUCAGGGUCCUCCCCCUUCAGGUGUGUCCCAGGUAGACGCAGUCGCGCGUGUCGAGGUCACUGGUGACUCUGGUGCUGCUGGUGGUGCUGAGCCUAGGGGUGCGGAGCCUGGGGGUGCUGAGCCUGGGGGUACUGAGCCUGGGGGUUCUACGUCUAGGGGUGCUGAGCCUGGGGGUGCUGAGCCUGGGGGUGCUGAGCCUGGGGGUGCUGAGCCUGGGGGUGCUACGCCUGGAGGUGCCUUGCUUGGGGGUGCUCGGUCAGGGGGUGCUGAGCCUAGAGGCUCUCUGGGUGCUUCGUCUCGCCGGGAGCCACUCUCUCCACAGGAGCUGCGCGAGUGGUUUGCCCGGCGCUGGAGCCGUACUGCUGGUGCUGGGGGUUCGUCGGCUACUGAGGGUGCUGCUGUCGCGGGUCCCCGAGGUGCUCGUCCUGGGAGUACUGGAGCUGCUAGGCCUGCGGUUUCGACCGGAGCUGGUGUUGCUGAGGGUGUUGGCGCUGAGACUACCACUGGCGGUCCGGCUGGCGGUGCUUCUGGUGCUGCUGGAGGUUCUAAGGCUGCUGGAGGUGCUGCUGGGCGUUUUGGAGCUGCUGGAGGUGCUGCUGGAGGUGCUAUUGGCGCGGGUACUCCUGCUGGGGGUACUGGUACUGUCCCUGCUGUUUCUGCCGUCGCCACGCGGCCCCGACCGUACUUUGUUCCGCUCCUGCAGCAGGUUCUUGGUCUUACACCUUCUACUGGUCCUCCUCCUCCUCCCUUCAAGGGUCCACAGCCUGUCCUGUCACAGUCACAGCUGCAGACUGCCUCCCCUUUGCCUGCUCCUUCUCCCUUCACUGGUCAUACUGGAUGUCUUACUGAGCGUCGUGAGCCUGCGUCUCGUCCUGCGUCGCCUGUUCGUGCUGCGCGCGCUAGUGGUCGCGGUUCGUGUCACCGUCCUCCUCCUGUCCCUGGCACGCACCGGAUGUCUCUGCGUCCGUCUACUGCUCCUCUGCGUGCCCCUUUGCCUUCUCCUCUUGCGUCAUCUCUUCCUGCUCUUGCCGACCCGGAGUCGGACUCUCUUCGUGCUGCUAGUCCUACUGUCACGCGUCUCCUUGCUACUGCCGUCACUGACCCUUCCUUCGAGUCUACUACUGCGUCUGCCCUUGUUACUGAGCUCGUCGACUUUGCUGCUCGCUGUCGUCUAGACUACGCUGCUAGUCUUGUCGCUGAGUCUGAGUCUGCCUGUCCUCCGUCCGUCGGGGGUGAGUGUGCCCUUGGCACGGACGUCCUUGAGGACAGGCAGGAGGAGUUCCAGUGCCUGGCAGCCGCUUCACCUAAUCUCGUGUCCGUACUGCUCACCCCUGAGGGAGACCCGGAUGCACUUGACAUCCCGACUCCGCGCUCUUACGCGGAGGCGAUAGAGGGUCCCUACUCCUCUCAGUGGCAGGCAGCUAUGGAUGCUGAGAUGGCUUCCUGGAAGUCCACAGGCACCUACGUUGACGCUGUCCCCCCUCCUGGGGCGAACAUCGUCAGUGGCAUGUGGAUCUUCAGGGUGAAGCGGCCGCCAGGUUCUCCGCUUGUCUUCAAGGCGAGUUACGUGGCUCGUGGCUUCAGUCAGCGGCAGGGAGUUGACUACUUUCAGACCUUCUCCCCCACCCCGAAGAUGACCACUCUUCGGGUACUGUUGCACGUUGCUGCCCACCGUGACUACGAGCUGCACUCUCUCGACUUCAGCACAGCUUUCUUGCAGGGCAGCCUGCACAAGGAGAUCUGGCUGCGCUGCCCAUCUGGCUUCACUGGGUCUUUCCCUCCUGGUACCCAGUGGAGUCCCCGGCGUCCAGUCUACGGUCUCCGCCAGGCGCCGCGUGAGUGGCACGACACACUGAGGACUACGCUGGCGGCACUUAGGUUUGCUCCUUCUACUGCCGACCCGUCGCUGUUUCUGCGCACCGACACUUCUCUGCCGCCGUUCUACAUCCUCGUGUACGUCGACGACUUGGUCUUUGCCACUGCUGACACUGCUGGACUCGCCUACGUGAAGUCCGAGCUGCAGAAGAGACACACGUGCACUGACUUGGGUGAGUUGCGCAGCUACCUUGGCUUGCAGAUCACCCGGGACAGAGCACGCCGCACCAUCUCCCUGACUCAGUCACACAUGGUGCAGCAGGUCCUUCAGCGCUUCGGCUUCACGUACUCCUCGCCUCAGGCCACUCCUCUGCCUACUCGCCACUCGCUCUCAGCUCUGCCUUCGGAUGAGUCCGUAGAGUCGAGUGGCCCGUAUCCAGAGCUUGUCGGCUGCCUCAUGUACCUGAUGCCCUGCACACGACCUGACCUUGCAUACCCUCUUAGCAUUCUUGCACGCUAUGUUGCUUCUGGGAGACACCGACCAGAGCACAUGGCUGCAGCAAAGAGGGUGUUGCGCUACUUGUGCAGUACGUCGGGCAUGGGGCUAGUGCUUGGAGGGCGCAGUCCAGUGGUCCUUACUGGGCACGCGGACGCUUCUUGGGCUGACGACCAGGCUACGCAGCGGUCGUCACAGGGUUACACUUUCAGUCUUGGUUCCGGCUCUGUUUCGUGGCGGGCUACCCGCUCGUCUUAUGUUCUUGGCUCCAGUUGUGAGGCUGAGAUCUACGCCGGGGCUAUGGCUGCACAGGAGCUUCGCUGGCUCACCUACCUGCUGACCGACCUUGGAGAGCCGCCUCGUUCUCCUCCAGUCUUGUACGUAGACAACAAGGCCACGCUGGCCUUGUGUCGAGAGCAGCGAAUGGAGCACAGGACAAAGCACAUUGCUCUCCGCUACUUUCUUGCGCGUGAGCUGCAGUAG